This is a messenger RNA of Ochotona princeps (American pika), 3966 nucleotides long. RefSeq names its product zinc finger protein 512B (gene ZNF512B). Bases 201 to 2816 code for a protein of 871 amino acids. Gene Ontology annotation, molecular function: zinc ion binding. The transcript has 16 exons. NCBI's taxonomy places the organism in Eukaryota, Metazoa, Chordata, Mammalia, Lagomorpha, Ochotonidae. The record is from RefSeq and is a predicted model, not a curated record.
AGGCCGCGCUGCCGCCGCUGCUGCCGCCGCGCCCGGACCCCGCGCGCGCCCCGCGCCCCACGCCGGCGCCGUCUUCCCGCCUCCUCCUCCUCGGAAAAAGUCGCCAUUUUGGUUCACUGCCUUCGCCCCCCCACCCCCCCGCACCGCCAUCGGGCCUUCCGGGGCCACCGCCGAGGCCCGCGCCCGCGCAGGUGACAGAGAUGACCGAGCCCUUUUGCAUUGGGAGUGGCCGGCGGCUACACGGGUCCAGCAGGAGUGGGCCUGGGAAGGAAGGCAGCAAGAAGGAGGUCCGGCUGGCCUUGUUGCAGGACCCGCCGAAGCUGGUGCCAGUCUCUAGCCUGCGUGUGCCCCGUGCUGCAGGGAUGCCGGUGGCCCGUGGGGGACAGACAGUGCCAGGGCAGGCCUCACUCUGCUUUGACCCCGGAAGUCCAGCCUGCGACAGGACAGAAGGGAAGAAGAAAGGGCGGCCGAAAGCUGAGAACCAGGCCCUACGAGAUAUUCCUCUGUCCCUGAUGAACCAGUGGAAGGAUGAGUUCAAGGCUCACUCCAGGGUGAAAUGUCCCAACUCAGGAUGCUGGCUGGAGUUCCCCAGCAUCUACGGGCUCAAGUAUCACUACCAGCGUUGUCGAGGGGUAAGCGCCUGCGGGUCUGGGAAUACAGCCGGGCGGAGGCCACAGGGGCCCUGUCCCACACCUGCCCGUCCUGCCCAGGGCGCCAUCUCGGACAGGUUGGCCUUUCCCUGCCCCUUCUGUGAGGCCGCCUUCACCUCCAAGACCCAGCUGGAGAAGCACCGGAUCUGGAACCACAUGGACCGACCCUUGCCUGCCCCCAAGCCUGGGCCUGUCAGCCGGCCCGUGGGGGUCAGCCCACCUGUCACUGGCAGCAAACCUGUUGGCAUCAGCAAGCCAGUCACGGUCAGCAGGCCCGUGCCGGUCAGCAAACCCAUCACGGUCAGCAGGCCCGUGCCAGUCAGUAGGCCCAUGCCGGUCAGCAGGCCCGUGCCGGUCACCAAGCUUGUGCCGGUCUCCAAACAUGUGCCACUUACCAAGCCCGUGCCAGUCAGCAGGCCCAUUGUGGUCACCAAGCCUGUGCCAGUCAGCAGGCCCAUUGCCAUCAGCAGACACACUCCAUCCUGCAAAAUGGUGUUGCUGACCAAGUCUGAGAACCGAGCGCCCCGGGCUGUGGGGAGGAGCAGUGGUAAGAAAAGGGCUGCCGAGGACCUGGACGCCUGCCCCAUCCCGCCCAAGCAGGUGAGACCAGAGAAUGGCGAGUGUGGCCCAUCCACCACUGGCCAGUGCACCACCUUCCAGCUGGUGGCAGAGCCCAGAGAGAGCCCCCUGAGGCCAGGCAGCAGGCCUUUGAUGGACGAGGAGGACUCUGAGCGCACCAAACACAGGAGGAAGCAGAAAACACCCAGGAAGUUCACCGGGGAGCAGCCCUCCAUCUCGGGCACCUUCGGCCUCAAAGGCCUAGCCAAGGCAGAGGACAAGACCCGAGGUCACCGCUCCAAGAAGCAGGAGUACACCAGCCCUGAGGAUGGGCGGAAAAAGACUGCAGCCCCUCCUGCUGCCAUCAGCAAGGAGGUGCCAGCUGCUGUGGCCCAUUCAGCCCCAGGUGGCUCUGAGGAGCAGUGGCAGCGUGCCAUUCAUGAGCGAGGGGCCGUUGUCUGCCCCACCUGUGGCGUGGUCACGCGAAAGACCCUGGCUGGGCUUAAGAGACACAUGGAGGUGUGCCAGCAGCUGCAGGACGCACUCAAGUGCCAGCACUGCCGCAAGCAGUUCAAAUCCAAGGCCGGCCUCAACUACCACACCAUGGCCGAGCACAGUGCCAAGCCCUGCGAUGCUGACACCUCCCCUGGGGGAGAACAGGAAGAGCGGGAGCGGCUGCGCAAGGUCCUGAAGCAGAUGGGGCGGCUGCGCUGCUCCCGGGAGGGCUGCGGGGCCGCCUUCUCCAGCCUCAUGGGCUACCAGUACCACCAGCGGCGCUGUGGGAAGCCGCCGUGUGAGGUGGACAGCCCCUCCUUUCCCUGCGCCCACUGCGGCAAGACCUACCGCUCCAAGGCUGGCCACGACUACCACGUGCGCUCUGAGCACACGGCCCCGCCCUCCGAGGAGCCCACAGAGAAGACUCUUGAGGCUGAGGACCUGCUGGGUGUGGAGCGGACCCCGAGUGGCCGCAUCCGCCGCACGUCGGCCCAGGUGGCCGUGUUUCACCUACAGGAGAUUGCAGAGGACGAGCUGGCCCGGGACUGGACCAAGCGGCGCAUGAAAGAAGACCUUGUCCCUGAGACAGCACGGCUCAACUACACACGGCCCGGUCUCCCCACACUGAACCCGCAACUGCUGGAGGCAUGGAAGAGUCAGGUCAAGGAGAAAGGACAUGUCAACUGCCCCAAUGAUUGCUGCGAAGCCAUCUACUCCAGCGUGUCUGGCCUCAAGGCCCACCUGGCUAGCUGCGGCAAGGGAGACCACCUGGUGGGGAAGUACCAUUGCCUGCUGUGCCCCAAGGAGUUUGGCAGCGAGAGCGGUGUCAAGUACCACAUCCUGAAGACCCAUGCAGAGAACUGGUUCCGGACUUCAGCGGACACACCCCCCAGACACAGGAGCCGGGACCCUGAGGUGCCUGAGAGGGAGAAGAGGAGGAGUGUAUCAGGUGGCAAGAGGCGGGGCCGCAAGCCCAAGGCUCCGCCCCCCCAGGAGUGCGCACCCAAGGCCCAGGCCCUGUGCAGCGAGGAGGACUGGUUACCAGGAGGCAGAGACAGGGGGCCCCGGGGUUCCGCUGGCCGCAAGGUGGCUGGCAAGACGCCCGAGAAAUGAGCUUGGUGGGAGCGGGCUGGCCACUAGGCCCCCUCUGGCCGGGCAGGGGUCACCAGUGUCCUUCCUAUAGAUGCUCUGGUGUCCUGGGAUCUGGACCUCAGGGCUGUCCCUGCUCCUUUGAGUCCUGCUAGGUCCCCAGCCUGGCUCUGUGGCUCUGGCACUGUGAUGCCAGCUCAGCUACCUCCCCAGAUCACACAGACGGCUGAUCACACGGCUGACCGCCCCUGCCCUCUCUUUGCGGUGUCUACCUCUCCAGGCUCUGGCUGCGAGGGGUCAAGGCCGGACACUGGAUGCUGCUUCCACCAUAAGGUUCAGAAGCCAGCCUGGGGCUGAGGGGUGCCAGAGCCUGCUGUGCCCUGCAGGCCAUAUGGGGAGCACUGGGCCUGGGGUCUUCUAGAGUCCUGGGCACAUGGAGAAGGGCUGCUAUGGGAGAAGCCCCUCCCACACCUUGCCAGAACCUUUCCCUUGGGGUCUGGGAGGCCGGCCAAUGAGGGGACAGGGCAGCCUGGGACCCUAGAUGAGCUGGGGUCAGGCAGAGUAGGGGGGGCCAUGCCAGGGGACACUCAGAAGGCAGGGUCAGGAGCGAAGUCAGGUUCCUGGGGCGGGAGGGGGACGAGGACUCAGCCUGGAUAUGUGGAUUUGGGUAUUUGCCGGUGCGUGUUUCCCGGGUGUAGUGGAAGCCAGUCUUGUUGCCGUCACAAGUAACAACCAUCCUCUUUUUGUUUGUUUUUGAUACAAAAAUUCAACAAUCUGACAUUUUGGUGCUAAGGGUUUCCCGGUGCCGACGGGUUGGGGCUGGGCCACGCAAAAGAGGCAGUGGCCACCGGGCGCCCCUGCCCCCAGGUGCAGCCGGGCUGGGCAGGGAGCAGGUCCGGGCCGCUGGCUCCCAUCUGACGCCCUGGGGCCCGGGCAGCGGUGGGGCGGGGCCUCUCAGGUAGUGGGCGCUGGGUGGGGAGAGGGCUCCAGGGAAACGCGACGUUAGCACUUUAACCCCUGCUCGUCUCUAGGGCGCCGGGUUGCCGCCCCUCCUCCUCCCUCUCCGGGGCGGGCGUGAGUCUGCGGAGCCACCAGGGCGGGGGUGCAAGGCCUCCCUGCAGCCCCGAUCCCGGCCGAUCUACCUCGAGCCCCGGGGCCGGCUGGGGGGCCAGCA